AUGUUCACUCGGUGCAUGAUGCUGCUUGCUGGUGCUGCUGGUGCUGCUACUGCUAUCGUCAGCGCGGCAUCAACUUCGAAUGGCACAAAUUCUUUGACAACAGCGAUAGCGACGGCUACGCCAACCAAGCCAGCCGCGCCCGCCCUACCCGUGCCAGAUGCAGAACAGCAGGAACGCUUCUCUUCCCUGGCCCUGUUCCUCGUGCUGUCUCUACUCAUCAUGUCCUUCUGGACUUCGUACUACCUUAAGGUCAAGCGCAUCACCGCGGUACAUGAAACCAUCGUAGGUCUCUUUGCCGGCAUGUUUGUCGGUGUCUGUCUUCGCGUUGGGCCAGGCGAGCAGGUGCAAAACAUGCUCAGCUUCAGCAAUACCAUCAUGCUCAAUGUGCUGCUCCCGCCCAUCAUCCUCGCAUCUGGAUACGAUCUGCGACAAGAAAACUUUUUCCGCAACUUUGGCACCAUCCUCAUAUUUGCCUUUGCGGGCACUUUCAUCAGUGCCAUCGUGGUCGGUGUGAUCGUUUACCUCUGGUCUCUACUUCACCUCGAAUCCAUCUCGCUCACCUUGCUCGAGUGUCUCAUUUUUGGCUCAACGUUGAGCGCUACCGAUCCGGUCACCAUUCUCGCCAUCUUCAACACGUACAAGGUGGAUCCCAAACUGUACUCGGUCAUCUUUGGUGAGAGCAUUCUCAAUGAUGCUGUGUCCAUUGUCAUGUUUGACACUCUUUCCACUUUCCGCGGCAAGGACAUUUACAUUUCGUCCAUCUUCCACGGUAUCGGCCUCUUCCUGGUUGUCUUUACGCUCUCCAUGUUGCUCGGCGUAUGUUUCGGUCUGGGAUGCUCACUGCUGCUCAAACAUUCGCGACUUAGCUCGUAUCCUCAGUUGGAGAGCUGUCUCGUAGCCCUGAUCGCCUACACGAGCUACUUUUUCAGCAACGGCGUUACCAUGAGUGGUAUUGUCUCCCUUCUCUUCUGCGGUAUCACGCUCAAGCACUACGCCUACCACAACAUGUCGCGGCGAACACAGCGAACGACGCGAUACACGUUUCAGACGCUGGCCAACCUUUCGGAAAACUUUAUCUUUAUCUACCUCGGCCUCAGUCUCUUCACACAGGAGAUCUUGGUAUACAAGCCGCUGUUCAUUAUUGUCACCGUUGUUGCUGUCGUAGCAUCACGCUACUGUGCAGUGUUUCCCAUCGCCAGUGUGGUUAACGCAUUCAAGCGGGCCCGCAAUAAUCGACGCGCGCGAGCCACUGGAGGCGGUGGUGUGCCUCGGGGCAGUGGCAGUGGCAGUGGCGAGGAGGAGCUGCCACGACAGUAUCAGAUCAUGCUCUUCUGGGCUGGUCUGCGCGGUGCUGUCGGAUUUGCGCUCUCAGCAGGUAUCGAGGGACAGAAUGCAAUUGCCCUGCAGACGACGGUGUUGGUGACAGUGGUACUGACGGUGAUUGUUUUCGGCGGAACUACGGCGCAGAUGCUCGAGAUCUUGGGCAUUCGUACCGGCGUGCAGGAUGAUGAAGGCGAUUCGGAUGAUGAGGAGGACGAAGAUGAUGUGAUGCGGUUGAGGGGGAUGCAAAGGAGGGGCUACAUGGAUGCGGCCAACUAUCGCGAUGCAUCAGAACGAGCGGGCUUGACACGACCAGGUAACCGAUAUGCUUCGGGUGGCAAGAGUGGCUACCGCGAUGCAAGCGCAAACUCAAGCCCGCGCGCAUCGCUGAGCCACGCCAACUCUGUAUAUGCACGAGCGCAAGGUGGAGGCGGAAAGGCUGGUAACCAGCGUGGAGGAUUCGCCGAUGACCUGGACGAGGAAGAGGAUGUAUCAUCUUUGUCUUCUGAUAUGCUUCCGUCGCGAUCGUCGACGCCCGGUCCGACAUCUGGUCUCGGUCCACUUAGCACCAGCUCUGGCGGUCCUGGGUUUGCAAGUGCACGCUCGCCAUCCAACGCUGGAUCGCUACCGAGCCUGAGCGAGAUCCGUCGAGCUGUGAUUGAAGCAUCGUCCGCGGACGGCUCCACCUCAUCGCCCGCGAAACAGCUUCUGGACCGAGCAGGCCUCGUUAUGAAGGACGGUCAAUGGUUCCAAGCCAUCGAUCAGAAAUACCUGCUCCCGCUCUUUAGCAAUUCUGUUGCUUCACGCAAGCACGAAGAGAAGAAGAUAGCUCGUCUCGCUGCACGAGAUGCGGCGGCUAGCCAACUCGAUCUAUCUCUGCAGGUGGGUGAUGCGAGUGCAGGUGGGUCGGCGGCGGGCGGCAGGAAGAACUUUUUUUCGGUCGAAGAGGACGGAGAUGCGGAUCUGUAUCCUGCAGAACGGGAUGCAGUAGUGGUGGAUGAAGACGACGAGGACACAGGAGUGCCCGUGUUUGACGCAACGUCAUUUGCCAGUGGACGAAGAUCGACCAGUGGGCGAAACACACCAACGCGAAGAACCUUUAGCCAGAACGAUGAGGGCCUCUAG
Messenger RNA from Mycosarcoma maydis (corn smut), 2445 nucleotides. Its product is annotated as putative Na:H antiporter. Gene Ontology annotation, biological process: sodium ion transport; proton transmembrane transport; vacuolar acidification. NCBI's taxonomy places the organism in Eukaryota, Fungi, Basidiomycota, Ustilaginomycetes, Ustilaginales. The transcript has a single exon. Gene Ontology annotation, molecular function: sodium:proton antiporter activity. Gene Ontology annotation, cellular component: fungal-type vacuole membrane; late endosome; early endosome. The record is from RefSeq and is a predicted model, not a curated record. The coding region runs from base 1 to 2445 and encodes 814 amino acids.